This is a messenger RNA of Cyprinus carpio (common carp), 1717 nucleotides long. RefSeq names its product serine protease 59, tandem duplicate 1 (gene prss59.1). Bases 121 to 1617 code for a protein of 498 amino acids. Lineage: Eukaryota; Metazoa; Chordata; Actinopteri; Cypriniformes; Cyprinidae. The transcript has 12 exons. Gene Ontology annotation, molecular function: serine-type endopeptidase activity. Gene Ontology annotation, biological process: proteolysis. The record is from RefSeq and is a predicted model, not a curated record.
GAUAAGUCUUUUGGAGCUGAUUGGUCAAUGGCAGAGCACUUGGUGGAUACAUAGGCUGACAGUCCCAUAAAUACUGCAGGUAAGAGCGAGACCUUCAUCGAACAGGUUCAAUCAGCAGUCAUGAGGUCUUUGGUGUUCCUGGUGCUCCUUGGAGCUGCCUUUGCUCUGGAUGAUGACAAGAUUGUUGGUGGAUAUGAGUGCGAGCCUUAUUCCCAGCCCUGGCAGGCGUCUCUGAACUCUGGCUACCACUUCUGCGGUGGCUCUCUGGUCAGCGAGUACUGGGUUGUGUCUGCUGCUCACUGCUACAAGUCACGUGUGGAGGUUCGUUUGGGCGAGCACAACAUCGUACUUAAUGAGGGAUCUGAGCAGUUCAUCUCCUCUGAGAAGGUCAUCCGCCACCCCAACUAUAACUCCUGGACCAUUGACAGUGACAUCAUGCUGAUCAAGCUUAGCAAGCCCGCUACCCUCAAUCAGUACGUGCAGCCUGUGGCCCUGCCCAGUGGCUGUGCCGCUGAUGGCACCAUGUGCAGAGUUACUGGCUGGGGAAACACCAUGAGUUCCACUGCUGAUUCCAACAAGCUUCAGUGUGUGGAGGUCCCCAUCCUGUCCGAACGCGACUGCAACAACUCCUACCCUGGUAUGAUCACCAAUACCAUGUUCUGCGCUGGAUACCUGGAGGGAGGAAAGGACUCUUGCCAGGGUGACUCUGGUGGCCCUGUGGUGUGUAACGGUCAGCUGCAGGGUAUUGUGUCCUGGGGUUAUGGCUGUGCUGAGAAGAAUCAUCCUGGUGUCUAUGGCAAAGUCUGCAUGUUCAGCCAAUGGAUUGCUGAUACCAUGCAAAACAACUGUAAGAGCAAGACCUUCAUCGAACAGGUUCAAUCUGCCAUCAUGAGGUCUUUGGUGUUCCUGGUGCUCCUUGGAGCCGCCUUUGCUCUGGAUGAUGACAAGAUUGUUGGUGGAUAUGAGUGCACACCCCACUCCCAGCCCUGGCAGGUGUCUCUGUACUCUGGCUACCACUUCUGCGGUGGCUCUCUGAUCAGCGAGUACUGGGUUGUGUCUGCUGCUCACUGCUACAUGUCACGCCUUGAGGUUCGUUUGGGCGAGCACAACAUCGCAGUUAAUGAGGGAUCUGAGCAGUUCAUCUCCUCUGAGAAGGUCAUCUACCACCCCAAUCAUGACUACUGGACCCUUGACAGUGACAUCAUGCUGAUCAAGCUUAGCAAGCCCGCUACCCUCAAUCAGUACGUGCAGCCUGUGGCCCUGCCCAGUGGCUGUGCCGCCGAUGGCACCAUGUGCAGAGUUACUGGCUGGGGAAACACCAUGAGUUCCACUGCUGAUUCCAACAAGCUUCAGUGUCUGGAGAUCCCCAUCCUGUCCGACCGCGACUGCAACAACUCCUACCCUGGUAUGAUCACCAAUACCAUGUUCUGCGCUGGAUACCUGGAGGGAGGAAAGGACUCUUGCCAGGGUGACUCUGGUGGCCCUGUGGUGUGUAACGGUCAGCUGCAGGGUAUUGUGUCCUGGGGUUAUGGCUGUGCUGAGAAGAAUCAUCCUGGUGUCUAUGGCAAGGUCUGCAUGUUCAGCCAAUGGAUUGCUGAUACCAUGAAAAACAACUAAAGCUGAUUUGACCUCACAUAAAGCCUCCAGAUCUACAAUCCAUCAUUUUUUAUUUGUUUUGGAGAUUAAAAACCUGUGAAAAUAAAAGCAUUUAAAAUAA